Messenger RNA from Oryzias latipes (Japanese medaka), 2070 nucleotides. It is a transcript of the gene gxylt1a, whose product is annotated as glucoside xylosyltransferase 1a. Gene Ontology annotation, molecular function: UDP-xylosyltransferase activity. Gene Ontology annotation, biological process: protein O-linked glycosylation via N-acetylgalactosamine. NCBI's taxonomy places the organism in Eukaryota, Metazoa, Chordata, Actinopteri, Beloniformes, Adrianichthyidae. The record is from RefSeq and is a predicted model, not a curated record.
GCCAAAAGUACUCCUCAGAUUAGCCUGGUACUUUACUCAGAGGGCAGAGUAGGUAGCUGGUAUUGUUGCCUCUUAUGGGAUUAGCAGUUAAAGACGGGGCUUUUACCAAGUCUUUAAUAUGUGAAGCACAAAAUGCGAUGCUAUCUUCACACCUUUUUCCUCUGCACCGUCUUCACUUUCCUCUCGCUGCUGUAUGUGUUUAGUCAACUAGCCUCCACCCUGGAUGGCAGAGACGAGUUGAGCGCAGGCGUUAUUCCAGGUGGCAGGAGGAGCAGUCACGACAGCGGGCACCUGCUCAGGAAAACACCGGGCCUGGCCGGCCUCCGAAGCCCCGGGGAAGAGCUGAGCAGGUGUAAAUCACUGUCAGUUUCUUACUGGAAUCCAUAUUGGAGACUGCCUGCUGAAGUUUGUGGAGUGAACUGCUUGUUGGAAUCCUCUCUUAGUGAGAAGCCAGGCUCUGUCUCAAAGGAACAUGGUGAUGAAGAAGCACACACAAGUCAUGUGGCUGUGGUUGCCUGUGGCCCCAGGCUAGAAGAGACUCUCACCAUGGUAAAGUCUGCUGUCCUCUUCAGCAAAAAACCUGUGCACUUCUACAUCUUUGCAGAGGAUGAACUGCACGACAGCUUCAGGGAUGCUUUGAUAACAUGGCCCAGAGAGGUCAAGGCAAAGUUCACCUUCACCAUCUAUCCCAUCACAUUUCCUAAAGAAAAUGCAAAUGAGUGGAAGAAGCUCUUCAAACCUUGUGCCUCUCAGAGACUCUUCCUGCCACUAAUCCUAAAGGAGGUGGACUCUUUACUUUAUGUGGAUACGGAUAUUCUUUUUUUACAGCCAGUAGAGGAUAUCUGGGCUUUGCUUUCUCUGUUUGAUUCAAGCCAGUUGGCUGCUAUGGCUCCAGAACACGAGGAGCCCCGCAUCGGCUGGUACAAUCGUUUCGCCCGCCACCCGUAUUAUGGAAAGACGGGUGUCAACUCAGGUGUAAUGCUGAUGAACAUGACACGCCUCAGGGAAAAAUAUUUCAAGAAUGACAUGACAGCUGUUGCACUGAAGUGGGAAGAAAUGCUAAUGCCACUUCUCCAAAAAUAUAAACUCAAUAUCACCUGGGGUGACCAGGAUCUUCUUAAUAUAAUAUUUCACCAUAAUCCAGAAAGCCUGUAUGUGUUUCCAUGCCAGUGGAACUACAGGCCAGACCACUGCAUGUAUGGCAGCAACUGCGCGCAGGCUGAACGGGAAGGUGUCUUCAUUCUCCAUGGAAACAGAGGAGUUUAUCACAACGACAAGCAGCCAGCCUUCCAAGCUGUUUAUAAGACCAUCCAAAAGUAUCAGUUUGGUGAGAACUUGGAGACGUCACUCCUCAAACCACUGGAAGCUGCGCUGCAGAGCGCCACACAUACGUACUGUGGCAGAGCCGGCCCGCUGUUAACCAAGAGGUUAAAGGAAAGCAUCCGGUCUGUUCAGCAAAGAUGAUGGGAAUCGGCAGAAGCACUCCACGAGGAAAGCCAGAUGUCUGUCAGUCUGGAGUUGAACUGAUUGAAGACAUUGCAACUCCAGACUCAGUCACAUGUUUACAAGCUUCGUGCCAAGAUGUGGUCUGACUUUCAGUUGUUAGUUUUCUAUGACUCCACUGUUGAUGCAUGUCUGUUUAUCUAAUUUUGAAGUGACAAACACUUUUUCACAGUGAAGCAAAAACAAAACAAAAAACAGGAAAUUGAACCCAUUUUAUUCAGAAGAAAAUUUGGACGUCAAGAAAAGGUUUUUUUCCACCAGACAAUCAGCCCUAAAUAUCGUUUAUAAAGAAAAAAUAUUCAACUAUUUAGAGACUUUGAACUAUUUCGAAUUUUAGUAAAUUUUUAAUUCACCAUAUUUAAAAGAAAAUCUUAUUUGAUGAUUUUUAGCACGAAACGAAAAAAAGCAUUCUUUUUUAACAAGACAUAUCAAGUGUCAAUAUUUUCAUUCCAUAACAUUUAAUUUGUAUUUAUUGUCUGGCAUCUGUGAUGUCUUCCUGUUAAACUUUUGUCAAUCUGGAUUUUGUACAAAUGUCUCAAUUUACCAAUAAAAGCUGUUGGGCCAUAA